CUACAUUGUGAAUGCGCACCAUCGCAAUGCUACAUAGAAAAAUGUGAUCACCAUUGUAUUACUUCAUUUCGAAAUGUCAACCGUGACGUAAGCCGUCCGCAGCCCCAUUCGACAAAAAUAAUACGGAUUUUAGCGAGAAGACAGAAACAUGUUGCGUCUUGCUGCAUCUAAUUCUCAAUCAUUGAUUCGUAACUUUUCUUUACUUCAAAUCACCCGAACGUUUCCAAAUACGCUGAACCGUCCCAACGCGUGUUACACUACGUUUGCCGAAAAUCGUCAGAAUAACCCGGAUAAAAGGCAAUUUUUGCAGCCUUCUGUUCCUACGUUAUGUAAUUCCAGAGAAACUAGCUUCUUCAAUAAGUUGCCUGCUGAGCAAAUUUGGAAGGGUGUCAUUUCGGUGAGUAACGCUGGUAAAAAACGGGGUCGCGGUAAAGGUGCUAAACGAAUUACUCCAAAAGAUUUAAAUAAAGGGCAAAUGAUAGGAUUUGGGAAAGCGAAUAUAGUUUGGCCCGGCCUAUCAGCUCCGAUAAUUCGAGGGCGAGAGAUAGUACAACAGCAGCAAUUGCCAGAAGAUACCGAACGAGAAAGUAAGCUAAAGAAGAUUCGAGAUGAGAUGGUUAAUUUCAAACGAAUAAAAUUGAGUCCCUUGGAAAGAGGCUGGUCUGGUUCAAAAAUGCCCGGUAGAAGUAUCGGACCACCUGAUCCAGUUGACGAUGAUUAUUUUGAAGGUUUCGAUACGAAAUGUUUAGAAUUGAAAACGGUCGUGAACAUGAAAGGUAACCUAGGACGUAAACGAAGAGUGUCGGCAAUGGUUGUGACUGGUAACAAAAAUGGAUUAGCUGGUUUUGGCUUUGGAAAAGCCAUUGAUAUGAGGGCAGCUCUAAGACAGGCGAAGAAUCGUGCUGGGCAGAAACUAAUGUUCUUUGAACUUUGCAAUAAUCACACGGUAUUUCAUGAUUUCUACUGUGCUUUCGGAGCUAGCAAGAUAUUUGUGGAACGCAAGCCGGAAGGCUAUGGAUUAAAGUGCCACCGUGCCCUUAAAACCGUCUGUGAAGUACUCGGCAUUAAAGAUAUUCGCGCCAAAUGCGAAGGAUCCACAAAUGUGCAACAUGUUGUAAAGGCUUUCUUUAUUGGAUUGUUGAAACAAAAAAAUCACCAGCAAAUAGCUGAGUCGAAGGGGUUGCAUGUUGUCGAGUUGAAACCGGAAAACCAAAAUUUCCCAAAAGUAGUAGCUAGUCCAUCUGUAUGCAGAAGCGAGGCUGAUUUGGAUAAAAAUGAAAUUUUGGAUUAUACACAAUUUUGCAUGGAUGGAAAAAUUCAACUGAAAAGAAAAAAGUUUCCUCCAUUUUACACCAAAUAUCGUUCUUAUGAAAUAUACAUGAAAAAACAGGAAUAUCUUAGGAAUCAAGAUAAAGUACGACUUCGGAUGCUCGUGGAAUCGGGGGAAAUUAGAAGUUUUUUGACUGAAAAAUACCCUGAAUGCAAAAUGGGACCUACCCCCAAAGAAGAGUGAACAAGAUGUUUAUAAUCAAUAAGCGUUGAAUUAAAUUGAGUUUAAACUACAA
Molecule: messenger RNA, 1565 nt
Organism: Malaya genurostris
Lineage: Eukaryota; Metazoa; Arthropoda; Insecta; Diptera; Culicidae
Gene: mRpS5
Product: small ribosomal subunit protein uS5m
Exons: 3
Coding region: 149-1513 (454 amino acids)
Biological process (GO): translation
Cellular component (GO): ribosome
Molecular function (GO): structural constituent of ribosome; RNA binding
Source: RefSeq, a predicted model, not a curated record